This is a messenger RNA of Symsagittifera roscoffensis, 1093 nucleotides long. Its product is annotated as PC-esterase domain-containing protein 1B-like. The record is from RefSeq and is a predicted model, not a curated record. The transcript is spliced from 5 exons. Lineage: Eukaryota; Metazoa; Xenacoelomorpha; Acoela; Convolutidae. The coding region runs from base 22 to 933 and encodes 303 amino acids.
AAACUUAUUAAAUAGGUAAAAAUGAAUGAAACAGAUGACAGAUUCGUCACAAUGGAAGACGCGCGUUUGCUUUUUCGAAACCGUUUUGUUGUUUUCAUGGGAGAUUCAGUUGUUCGAUCUAUGUACAAAGAUUUCGUUACACUUCUUCAGCAAGAGCAAUUGACGGUGAAUGAAGUAGACCUUAGACCAAAGGGAGAGAUGAAAUUUAAAGGAGACAGGCUCAUCGAAGGCGGAGAUUUGAUAAAGGAGGGUAAGACUAACGGAAUCGGUUACCAUGAAGUGCGACAAUUUCAAGUGGACUACUACAUGAUCCGAUACUAUUUCAUUACUUGCUGCCAUGGAGCCUAUAUGGAAUCGAUCUUAGAAGAUUUUCAGAGGGGUAUGCCACCCGAUAUUGUGAUUAUGAACUCAUCUUUAUGGGAUAUUACACGCUACGGUGCCAUGUCUGUUAAGAUGUUUGAAGUUAAUAUCACAAGAUUGUUGGAUCGAAUUAAAGAAGUUCUUCACCCCGCGUGUAUGUUCAUCUGGCUCACGACACUUUUUGUCAGUAGUGAAAUCAGAGGAGGUUUCAUGAUUCCACAGAUCGCGCAUAAGAAAGACAGUAUCAGAUUGGACAUUGUGCAGGCUAACUGGUUUGCGACUAUGAAAUGCAAGGAGCGCGAGCUGGACGUGUUUGACAUGAACUUCAGAAUGAGACGUUGGCAAUACUCGGAGAUGAUCAAAGAUGGAGUGCAUUGGACCCCAAGAGGUCACAGAAUAAUCACAACCUACCUAUGUUCGUACAUAGCCGACUCUUUUCAAGAAAAGAUUUCGGCUAAUUUUGCUUACACGGGACAGUUGCCAGCUGUCAUAAUCCACAGGGACCCCAAUGUCAAACAGUACCCAGAAGAGUUUUGGAAAAAGCAGAUCGAAUCAAUCCGCAAGUUGAAAUGAAUCGAUUUAUUUGUUACAUUGCACUCUCUCAUAAAGUGAUUUUUUGAGCUUUCUGUAUCUCAAAAAUAAAUAGAUAAUGUUUAUUGAAGACUUUGCUAAAUUAUUUAGUUUGGUUGAAUUUGCGUUACCAAACGCAUUGUCAGAUGGUUAAUUUUGUUUU